AUAUCUUAUACAUAAAAUAUAAAUUGAAAGACACGUGAAAGUGUUAAAACAAAUAAAAAAAAAAGAGAAUAUCACAAUCAGGAUAAAAAGCAUAAAAUUGUUGUGCAGACUAUCCAUACAAUCAAAUUGUAUUAAUAUCCCGGAAAAGGACGCUUAUUAACUAAAUCGUCUUUUGCGUAAAGCCAAUGAAUUGAAACAAUAUGACGGGUGGCAACAAUGCCACAAACUCGGAAAACUCCCCGGUUAAAAUCAAGCCGUUUCUUUUUAUAAUCCUAAACUUUAAUAUAUGUUUUAACCAUAUCAGUGCAUCUUCAUUUCUAAACCUAAACGAUCUAACUAGUUCUGAACGACCGUUCUUCGAUGAUAUAAGUCCAAGAAAUGUGACCGCUGUUGUCGACGAAGUUGCUAUUCUAAGAUGUCGUGUUAAAAAUAAAGGAAAUCGCACCGUAUCAUGGAUGCGGAAACGCGACCUUCACAUUCUUACAACGAACAUUUAUACCUAUACCGGCGAUCAACGAUUUUCUGUAAUUCACCCACCGAGCAGUGAAGAUUGGGACUUGAAGAUUGAUUAUGCCCAACCUCGUGAUAGUGGCGUCUAUGAGUGUCAAGUUAAUACCGAUCCAAAAAUAAAUCUAGCGAUUGUUUUGGAAAUAACAGCUGAUAAUGACUUUCGCGACUUAAAACCGGAGAAUAGGUUUUACGAUUCAAAAGCGGCUCGAGCGAAAAUUCUUGGAUCCACGGAAAUUCAUGUGAAGCGGGAUAGCACCAUAGCACUGGCUUGCUCCGUGAAUACCCAUGCGUCCUCAGUGAUUUGGUAUCAUGGCUCUUCAAUUAUUGACUUUGACUCACUCCGAGGCGGAAUAAGUUUGGAAACGGAAAAAACUGAUAUAGGAACCACCAGUCGACUGAUGCUGACGCGAGCGUCAUUGCGUGAUUCUGGAAACUAUACUUGCGUUCCAAAUGGAGCAGUGCCAGCCUCCGUAAGGGUUCAUGUAUUAACCGGUGAGCAGCCGGCAGCAAUGCAGACUAGUGCUGCCAUUGGAAUUAGGGCUUACACUGCAAUGAUAACUAUCAUAUCAGUCAAAAUGUUGUUGUAUAUUUUAAGCCUUAAAGAGCAAAUGUACCGAGUAGAAAGAUGACUAACAAAAAACAACGUAAUUAAUUUUAAGAUCACAGCGUGUUCCAGAGGACCUAUUGUAAAUGAAUGCGCUCAAUUUAACACAGAAAUACAAAAAUUAAUGUAAUUCCUAUAGUCAUAUAAUUUAAACUAAUAUAAUAAAUAUGCAAGUACUAUAUACAAAAUUUAAAAA
This is a messenger RNA of Drosophila ficusphila, 1310 nucleotides long. RefSeq lists its product as uncharacterized. Gene Ontology annotation, biological process: synapse organization. Gene Ontology annotation, cellular component: neuron projection membrane. The coding region runs from base 201 to 1139 and encodes 312 amino acids. The record is from RefSeq and is a predicted model, not a curated record. NCBI's taxonomy places the organism in Eukaryota, Metazoa, Arthropoda, Insecta, Diptera, Drosophilidae. The transcript is spliced from 8 exons.